AUGGGGGAUGGUAGAAUCAGAUACAUGCUGAAAUCUCAUUGGCCUUCCCGAAAUUCGAACAAACAACGGAGAUUCUGAUUGGCUGAUUGCACCGCUCGGUAUGCCUCGAGCGUUCUCUGCUGAACGGGGUUUAUUGUUCCUCCGAGUCAAGAGGCGAAAUAGAUUUUAGCCAGACCUCCUCGGAUCCCAUUCAAAGUAAUACUUCGCUGAAAUGGCAGGAGGUAAGGCUGGUAAAGACAGUGGCAAGGCCAAGGCAAAAGCAGUGUCUCGCUCACAAAGGGCUGGACUUCAGUUCCCAGUGGGUCGUAUCCACAGACACUUGAAGACCCGCACUACGAGCCAUGGUCGUGUGGGAGCAACAGCAGCCGUGUACAGCGCAGCCAUCCUUGAAUAUCUCACAGCUGAAGUUUUGGAGUUGGCAGGAAAUGCUUCAAAAGAUCUGAAGGUGAAGCGUAUUACUCCUCGCCAUCUACAGCUAGCCAUUCGUGGAGACGAGGAGUUGGACUCUCUCAUCAAGGCAACCAUUGCUGGUGGUGGUGUGAUUCCACACAUCCAUAAGUCUCUGAUUGGUAAGAAGGGCCAGCAGAAGACUGCGUAGUUCCUGUUGGGGUCGCUAUGCUGACAUGGACUCAAGGACUUGCAUUUGGGAUGUGUGACCAGAUCGGCUUGUGUUCAUCCAUUCAUCCAUUCUCUUUUUUAAGUUAAUAUUAAUGUUAUACUAGCUAACCACAAGUGAUUUGUUAGAGUUUUGUGUUAAUGUUAUAUUGCCAAAACUAGAAUGGCAAAUAAGCCCCCCACCCUCCACCCCAACCCAAAAGUCAGGUAUUUUAGAGAGAGACAAACAGGAAGUGUCUGAUCUAUCUUCCUGUGACUGUGGAAUUGUUUGUUGAAUUGGCCAGAGCUAUGGAGCUGUUUUAUACUGAAAAAUGGAAAUGAUAAACAUUUUAUACAAAACCAAAA
This is a messenger RNA of Ctenopharyngodon idella (grass carp), 960 nucleotides long. RefSeq names its product histone H2A.V. The record is from RefSeq and is a predicted model, not a curated record. Gene Ontology annotation, molecular function: structural constituent of chromatin; DNA binding; protein heterodimerization activity. Bases 212 to 598 code for a protein of 128 amino acids. Gene Ontology annotation, cellular component: nucleosome. Lineage: Eukaryota; Metazoa; Chordata; Actinopteri; Cypriniformes; Xenocyprididae. The transcript is spliced from 5 exons.